AUGCUCAGCUCAUUGAGUUUUCUCAUUCAUGGCCAAAACAACAAUCAGCAACAAAACCAAACACUUAAAGAACUAGAAUGUCUCUACCUAGUUAGUAAAAACAAGCCAGUGAGAGACGCGGAUGGAAACCCAUUAUCUGUCGAAGAGUUGACUGAAGAUCUGAACAAAAGGAUUAUAAAACUGAAGCUGGAUGCGUUUCAAACGGUGAUUAAUGAUAUAUUAGAUAAAUUAUAUACUCACGACGAAGCUCUCCAUUACUUUGUUCUCGUCACAACGUACAGAUUGCCAGAUCAGCACUUGGAGCAAAGUUUAAAGGACUUAUCGACCCAACAAAACUUGAUUGUGAAAAUCGAUGAUGUAUACAAAUAUCGUCUGUACUCCAAGCCAAUGGAACACAACAACAUUCCACGACUUGCAUGGGACAUAACUCCAGUCUUGAAAACUUUGAAAGUUUCAGACGUCGAUGUUUCAGUUUUUCCAAAAUACACAUCGAGCUUCAAGGCUGUAGACGAAUGGGGAUUGAUUUCCACCGAGUUCCGAGGCAUUCUCAGUUGCGAAGAAUUGAAUUUAAGUGUCCGAGAGGGACAACUAAUUGAAUUUUUCCACCUGGAUUCUCUAACCUUCUUCAAAAACAUUCUUGACAUGCACCGUGAUAUUAGUUCGGAUCUAUUCCAACUCGAUGGGGAUAACCACUUCUAUCAGUCAAGACCGUGUCGAGUGGGAGAAUGGAAUCUGACGACAACGCGAAUUGUGCUUCAAAAACAUCUGUUUUUGGCCAAUCAACUAUCAGAAACAGUUCGAAAACUGAAAGAUCAUUUUGUCACAACUACAAGUAACUCCAUUAGACUUCUGAUUCAAAGAUAUCUUAUCGACGAGCAGCACAUAUUUUCCGAUUAUUUUGAAUUGUCACUUGGAAACCAAUCUGCUUUGCAGUUCCGGUCUAUUGUUGAAUCUUUCAACAAUUUGAAUCUUCUUAAUCAGAAUUUGAAUAAAUUUGAAGUUUGUGAUAAAAUAUAUGAAACAGUUAGUGCCCACUAUCAUGUUAUUCGAGAAAUGAACAAAGUUGUUCAAAAUAUAAACGAUUACAGUCCUAUUCUCCUCAACGAAAUGUCCUUCACUGGUUCUCAAUCGGCACCCCAGUUUUAUGCUCGUCAAAUGUGGAAAAGACUGAAUGUAUCUCUCAUUCGAUUCAUCGUGAACAAACUGGCAGAAAUGUUGACAACUCCCGAUUCUGAGCUUAUGGAGCUUCUUACUGAUGCGAGUGAUGUCAAGCUCAUCAAAGAUCCAUCUAUUUGGCAACGAUUAAAUCCGCUGAUAAUGGAAUCAUCACAAUGCAUUGAUGAACUUCUGGCGAAUCGAGUUGCAGAUCUUAUUAUUGGAUAUCAGUUUUUUAUAAACGACAAGAAGAAUAAAAGUUGGAAAUCGGAUGAUUCUACAUUUGCCUUAACGGAUAUACAAGAUGCAGAAGAGCUAGAGUUAUUCGCAAAGACAUCUAAUUUUGAGAAGAUAAUUGAUGGAAUACUAUCUGAAAUUGAUGUUAACUCAACUUCUGGAAACCUAGAUGAGCUUUCCACGUGUAUUAAUAAGCUUCUGGAGCAAGUUCCAACAACAAUGCUCGUUGAAAAGUAUUCACGCGUUGUUCUAGAGAAGUCUGUCCGAUUUUUUGGGUUUCUCAAAACUUUCUUCACUUCUGCCUAUAUUCAUUUAAAGGAUAGGAAUAUUUUAAGUCGUACUACAUUGGAUACAUUAGAACGAGAGAAAAUGCAUAAACAAGGAUACGACGCAGAAUUUUUGAAAACAGUCGGAUACGACAUGAAAAGUACAAUGGAGGACUCUCUACUAACUGUCAACCCUCCAGAACCGCUUAAUGUUUUCGUUUCUACUGGUGUAACUGACCUUUACUCGCAGGUUUUCACAGUUUUGAACAUGCUGCAUACAGCACUUGAGGCAGUUAUCGAAACGCGAAAUUCAGAAACUUUGAAGCAUGAACCUCGUCUUCGCUACGCAUUCUUCCACAUGAAUACAACAGUUUUUGCAAUUCGAAAGAAUAUGUUGAGUUUGAUUGAAGCUUCAUUUGAAACAUUGAUGAAAGCGUUGGAUUUUGAGAGUGCUUCCGAACACAAAAGUUCACAUGAACUACUCAAUGUCUGUUAUAAAGCUCAUCGGAAGUUCAUUCGUGAUGUUGCCGGAGCGUUGAUGUUGAAUUCAAAGCGAGGCACGACUGGAAGAGUAAUCAGAUUGAUGGUCAGUAGUGUGUCACAAGCAUCUCGCGCGUGUGUGAAUGGAGAUGCAGUCAGUGCGGAUAAACACUAUCAACAGUUUCUAACAAACCUUCUCAUUUUCCUUGAUCAUGAGACAACCGUAGAACCAUCAAAUCCAUUUCCACCUCCGUAUAAUGCGGAAGACGCAAAAGUUAUGUUAGUCAGCAAGUCCAGCAAAUUCUCGAAAAUCAACAGUUACGUCAGAGAGUACUUCACAGAAAGUUCAGACCGGAAUCGGUUUGUGGUUUUCAAAUCUACGAAUGGAGCAACAGAGAAAGCUAUUUCCUGUGUGGAAGUUUUCAAACAACAGUUUGAAGAACCCCUAUACCAGUGGACGCGUGUUGUCUGUUCAAAGAGGAUCGUGCUGUGGAAAUGCCAGCAAGAAGGUCCGAGAGAUAUGCAAUGUUCUUCGGACAAAGAGAUCGCUUUCCUCCCGAAUAACCGCGCUUCACACGGCUCUGGUGGCAAAUCAGAUAAAAAGAAACCGAAAAAAGGAAAUCGAAAAACAAACGAAGGCAAUAAGUGGACGAAACCAAGUUCGGAGCAAAGGAAGAACGAGCAAAAAGAGAGGAAUCAACUGCUCAAAGAAAUUGAAGGCCCAAGUGCCCAAUAG
Caenorhabditis remanei is the source of this 2874-nucleotide messenger RNA. RefSeq lists its product as uncharacterized. The transcript is spliced from 15 exons. Gene Ontology annotation, molecular function: nucleic acid binding. The record is from RefSeq and is a predicted model, not a curated record. The coding region runs from base 1 to 2874 and encodes 957 amino acids. NCBI's taxonomy places the organism in Eukaryota, Metazoa, Nematoda, Chromadorea, Rhabditida, Rhabditidae.